UGAUGCGACUCGGACGGAUUCAGGUUGCCACAACUCUGUACCCCUAUAUUGUAUUAAGCGGGUUAGAAAAUGUUUGGAACUUCUGAUUUUUUGCGACUGUGAUAUAUUUUCUAAGACGUAAAAAUAAAAACCGCACCACUCCUAGAACGAUAUCUUCACCAAUGUUUUCUAACUAGCUCAGUUUGACAGAAAGCACCUGUUAAGUCCGGUUGGCGUGUGGAGCCCUCCUGUUUUUACUUACAUUACUCCUUGACAUUUCUUGCUCGAACUCGAACUUUGUGACGCCCUUGUGCCAGUGCGAGGCGGAGUCCAUCCGCCCCAUCAGCAUCUUUCUGUGUUCUUCUCUGCGCCCGUCCAGCGCCUGCCGUGCAGCCUCGUGACCGACAUGGGCGCCUUUCGGUGGAGUCGCUUCGCCUUCCCCGUUCUGCUGCUGCCGCUGCUGCUUUUGCACGCGCUCGUCGUGCCGGGUGGAGGCUCCAGUCUUACAUCAGGAACUUCCAACAAUUAUUCAGACCCAUGCAUGGAUCCAAACAAGCUCCAAAUCUGCAGCAUAGCAGCAAAGUGCUGCCAGACGGGUGUGGAUGACUAUGGCUGGAUUGCUGCAGCUGUAGGAUGGAGUUUAUGGUUUCUAACAAUGAUCCUGUUCUGUGUGAGCAAGCUUCUGACACUGGGAACUGCUUCAUCAUCUAAAUAUACUAAAGCCUGAUGACAUUUUGGCUUUGGUUUUUCUGACCCAAGAAAGUGGCACUUCAGUUUGCAGUAAGAUUUUAGAAGUAAACCUGACUUUAACAUUUCUCAUUAAAAAUAUCCUUAAACAGACUAGUAGUUAAAUAAAUCUGUCUGUUAUUAGGAAAUAUGAGUUGUUCAUGUAGUCUUCAUGUGUGUACACAGCUAAUUUAGUAUCUUAAUAUAACUGUAAAAGGCACAUUACCCUGGAUCUGCAGGAAAGCAGGUGAGAAAAUGGAUGGAUAUAUUAAUGGAAGAAAGAGGUUGGACUCCAUAAAGGGCCAGCCAUGUUAAUGGUCAGUUUGUUAGUUUUGCAAAUAAAUAAGACUGUUUUAAAAUGGAAGAAUGUUAAAUAAUACAUUUGAAUUGAAUAAGACAAUUUGAAAAUGGUGUGGCCUACAGGUGGAGCAGAACACAAGUUCAGCUCACAUAUUUUUAUUAGUUUUUUCUUUUUCCUCAUGGGAAAAAAUGCCUUCUCCUUUUUCCCACUUGUACAGCACAGUUAAAGCACUAAACACACAGCACAAAACACUUUCUUUUCAUUCUUCUUUCUUUCUCUUCCUUUCAAUCCAGCUCCACUCCUCCUAGCAAACGUUUGCCUCCAUCUCUUGACUCUGUCUCGAGGAGUAGUGACCGCUGGCUCCUUUUAUAGGGCACUUGGGAGUGCUACAGAUGUCCAGUGAUUUUCUUCCAGCAGCACUAAAGGGUGUGGCGGAGGUGCUGCACCCAAGUGCUCAGCUAUUCCUACAACACUCCCUGGUGGCACCCAUGGAACCCAGCAGAGCUGUUCUAAACAACUUUCAAGGAGCCCUGUGGGAGUCUGAGGCACCGCUGCAACCCAGCUGGGGCUGCCCUUUAGUGUUCUGGGGGAGAUAAUGCCCUGAAUAUGCUCUCUCUCCAAGAUUUCCUUCUACUAUAGAGACGACCCAGCUGGGCAAGGGCCCCGGCUGUACGCCACAAUGGAUUCACGGAAGAAUUUUAUAGGAGAGCAGUGAUUUCCUGUAAGGAGUGCAAUGAUCGGCUAUUGUGACAGACAGUCCUUUAUUGUAACAUUUAUGAUCCUCUAUUAAUGCCUAAAAAGGUGCUGCUCUUUUCAAGACCAAUUUAAUUUUCACAUGUACAGAGUAGAGUGAAAUUCUUUCUUGCAUGUCUAUUUGACAUACUUUUUUGUAUCAUCCACCUUUUGGAUUAUGUAGAUUCAAAAAGCUAUUACAUGGUGCUAGGGCAUAUCAAUAAGUCUUCAAAAAACAAAAAAAAUUUUGAGUCUGCAUUUAUUCUACCUAGUUUUAUCCAUAUAUAUUUGUCAUAAGCCUUUUAACUUUUAAUGAAUGUACAAGACACUAGUGAAUGGCAGGCAAUAGCAGAUGUUUUAGCAUUUCCACAGUAAACAAAGAAAUUCACUUCUUUGAUACAGAUGAUUGAGCAAGAUGUUCCCAGCCACGAACUGAAGAGAACGAAUAGCUGUGUUUGUUAGAAUGUAUGUGUGUAUAUAUAUAUAUAUAUAUUUUAUUUAUAUAUAUAUAUAUAUAUAUGUAAAACACAACAAGGACUUCAAUUCACUCAUUUGCACAUGUUGUUUUGGUUUUGAUCAACACCUUAGCUAGGGAGUAAAGUUGCAGUCACUGUGGUUCCGCACGCCUGUAAAAUACACUGUUGAAACUGAAAAAAUACCUUGUUUUAAUAUCCUCCCAAGUAAAUGACUGUUGAAUCAAAAGUUAUAUUCUUUGAACCAUAAUUCAGUGAGAAAGAGUGUCUGAUGAUGAUCUUUUCUUAAAGUUCUGCUGGAGUUGCCUGGCUAACCUAAAAUCUCUUAUUUCUUGUACAAACUCCAUCCCAUCUGUCUGUGUGUAUUUUUCCAUUGGUGUGAUGAUAUAGAGACAUAAAUGUAGGUUUUUGGACCUAUGAUUGUAAAAAAAAAAACAAGUGCCUGCUUUGUAAUUCUGUAUAAUACAAAAUAAAUAUCAGUGCCUGAUUAAUCUUA
This is a messenger RNA of Polypterus senegalus (gray bichir), 2707 nucleotides long. RefSeq names its product transmembrane protein 213-like. The coding region runs from base 386 to 706 and encodes 106 amino acids. The transcript has 3 exons. Lineage: Eukaryota; Metazoa; Chordata; Cladistia; Polypteriformes; Polypteridae. The record is from RefSeq and is a predicted model, not a curated record.